CCCAAUCAGGACUGCACGUUUGCCUGCGCGGGGUUUCCCAGGUUGAGCCGGGAGGGCUUCUUUAAAUGGGCCCUUCCUCACCCGGCCUCUUUCUCGACCAGACCUUCGCGGAUGCGCUUCGGCAGGGAUUCGAAUCAGAAAAUUGGUGUGUAUUGGUCUGCGUUUAUCUUCCAAGUCAUGAAUUCAGAAGAAAUUAUUGAAUGCAUAGAAAACCUAUGGUAUCGUGUUAAAAAGAUGGUGAAUAAAAAAGAUAGUCAAGAUCUUUCCAAAGAAGAGGCAAGAAUUGUAGAAGAAGUCAGACAGGGGACUCUGGAGAUCUUACAAGAUGCUCUGAAGAAAAAAGACCGGGUGCUGAUGAAGGCACCUGAGAGAGUUGUCCUUCGGGGGGAAGAGAGGACGUCUUUCUGGAUGAAACGCCAUUCCAUCCUGACAGAAGAUAUAGUUCAAAGCCUGAUUGCAGAACUCAAGAAAGUCUACUUCAAGAAGGAUCAUGGAAGAAGUAAUACUGCAUAUGUGUUGCAUGGACCCGAAAGGAGAAGAACCAUCUACUUGUGUGACUUAUUCUGGAAGCGUUCAAAGUAUCUCACAAGACGUUCCCAGCCAGGUGUCCUCAUUCACGAAGUGGCUCACUUCCUGGGAGCUAAAGACUUCACCUAUGAAGAAAACACCCUCAUUGUUGGGUGCAAAGGCUGCCUGAUAAAGAACAGUCCAGCACACAGUUCGACUCCUUCUCGGGAGGACGACUGGGAGGGGGCCCUGAGGAAAGCCUUUCUGAAUGCCAACAACAUCGCGCACGAGUUUGAGCUGACCAUAAACCACAAAGGCAGCUAUGUGAAUGGCAGGUACUCCUGCUGUGGGGAGGUGAAGAGAUAUUCUGUGUGUGAGUCUUCUGUGCCUGACUACUUCCAUAUGUGUGAUGCUAGUGAAAGGUGGGAAACUGUGAUACUUUUGAAUGAAUUACAUCGAAAAUCAAGGGCCCUUGCGCCCAAGCUGAGACGAAUCAACAGAAUCGUUGAUGAAAUUGAUGAAUGUCUGAAGGAUGUUCACAUGGGUAUUUCCGUUGCAGUUGGUGGAGGAACAGGGGCUGCAGUGACAUACUUUCUAAGCGUUUCCCUGCCUCUUGCAACAGGUGGGCUCUCUGUUUUAUGGACAGUGCUGUUCCUCGUGGUGGGAUUAGGUUUAAUUGCUGUUGCCGAAUCUUCCCUUAAGGACCUCAGUAAAGAAGCAAAGCAGGAAGUAUAUGCCAUCUGCAAUGAAUACCAGCAUUUUCGGGAUAUCCAGAGAAUUAUAACUUUACUAAAUGGAACAAACUGCCACAGAGAUUUUCAAUCAAAUGUGUAUACUCAACUAGACAAGAUAAGGAGGAAAAAGAAUUGAGGAAGGAUGAAGAGGAGGAAAGUUUGUAUUUUUGAUUUAGCUCUCAAUGUGGCCUGGAAACAGUAGGCAAUUGCAAACUGCUCCUUUCCUUGUUAUCUUUAAGUCUCAAAUAAAAAAAUUCUUGUUUUCCAUA
Anolis carolinensis (green anole) is the source of this 1510-nucleotide messenger RNA. RefSeq lists its product as uncharacterized. Gene Ontology annotation, molecular function: metalloendopeptidase activity. The record is from RefSeq and is a predicted model, not a curated record. The coding region runs from base 112 to 1377 and encodes 421 amino acids. The transcript is spliced from 3 exons. NCBI's taxonomy places the organism in Eukaryota, Metazoa, Chordata, Lepidosauria, Squamata, Anolidae.